Messenger RNA from Plasmodium knowlesi strain H, 786 nucleotides. Its product is annotated as Plasmodium exported protein (PHIST), unknown function. The record is from RefSeq and is a predicted model, not a curated record. Bases 1 to 786 code for a protein of 261 amino acids. Lineage: Eukaryota; Apicomplexa; Aconoidasida; Haemosporida; Plasmodiidae. The transcript is spliced from 2 exons.
AUGAAUUCCUCUAAGACAAGAUUUGCAAGAUUCUUCUUUCUUGGACAAUCCAUUGCAUCGAUGUUUUUCAUCGUAUACAUGAUGCUACCGAACAUAUCGCUCCCUUCCCAUACACCCAAGUCACAAAUGCUCUCAAGCCGUCCACAUUAUUCAAGGAACCUAUCGCACUUACAUCUAGGUAAACGUAACAGCUCAGUAAGAAAUAAACUAAAAAAAAAACCGCGCGGUCUUGAAGAAGUGGUCUCAAGUAUAUUUUUUCGAGGACGUAAAAAAAAGACCAAUAGAAGUAACAGGGGCACAUUUUCUGAAUAUGGAUCAAAUGAUGCACAACAUAGCAUUCAAAGAGAACAAAAACAAUUAACAGAAAAAGAAAUAAAGGCAUUUAUAAAUUCUUUAGAAUUAUAUCCAGACAUGGCCCACAUUCGUAACAUAUGGUUGCAAGUGUGUAGAAACGAAGUAAAUAAAUUUUAUGAUAUUAUAAAUCACUUCUUUACCUUAUAUGAUGAAAUAAGGUAUAGGUAUAAUGUGAAAAAAGAUACCUUCAGGAAAAAUAUAUGGGAGUAUUUUGACGAAAUGGCAAUAAAGCAACUACAAAACAAAGAAAAUUAUUUUGGAAGACUCAUUAAUGAUCUCAUUAAAGAUAAACCCUUAACGAAAAACGAACUUAAGGUAUUGACUGAACAGUAUAAAAUUGCAUGCACAGAAUUAAGAGAAGAGCUAUUUGGUAUGUGUCAAAUUGAAAUAGCUCAAGUUAUGAUGCAAUUACCUUUGUGGAAGAAUUUUUAG